UCGCGUUUCUGGAACUUGCGACUUAUGGCGUUUCCUUCUUGAAUCUUCUUCUGCCGUAGACGAAGCAAAAAAAAAAAAAAAACCCAUUUUCAGCGCACACAACUCUGUAGCUGCUGAAUUUGGAUCGGGAAUCGAAUCAUGGGUCCGGCGGCUACCGUUGGUGUCUGCUUCCUUUUCUUAUGUUCAUCCGCUUAUUCGUUCUAUCUCCCAGGAGUGGCGCCUCGCGAUUUUUCGCGGGGUGACGAACUCCAAGUGAAAGUGAACAAGCUGUCUUCUACCAAGACACAACUUCCAUAUGAUUACUAUUUUCUAAAAUACUGUAAGCCCAAAAAAAUCAUGAAUGUUGCUGAAAACUUGGGAGAAGUCCUCCGUGGUGACCGCAUAGAGAAUUCUGUCUAUACUUUUCGCAUGAGGGAAGAAAAAUCCUGCACAGUGGCUUGCAAACAUACUCUCGAUGCUCAAAGUGCCAAGGAUUUUAAGGAAAAGAUUGAUGAUGAAUACAGAGUCAAUAUGAUUCUGGAUAAUCUUCCAGUAGCUGUACUUAGACAAAGGCGAGAUGGAAAUCCGUCAAAAACUUAUGAGCAUGGUUUUCGUGUUGGUUUCAAGGGGAAUUACGCUGGGAGCAAAGAGGAGAAAUAUUUUAUUCACAACCACUUAAGCUUCAGAGUUAUGUAUCAUGAAGAUACCGAAUCUAAUUCUGCCCGAAUUGUUGGCUUUGAAGUUUCUCCGAUCAGCAUUAAGCACGAGUACAAGGAGUGGGAUGAGAAAAAUCCUAAGGUGACAACGUGCAACCAAAACACAAAAAAUCUAGUACAAGGAGGAGCUGUUCCACAGGAAGUGGAAUCUGGGAAGGACAUUGUAUUCAGUUAUGAUGUUACUUUCAAGGAAAGUGAUAUUAAGUGGGCAUCACGGUGGGAUACCUAUCUACUCAUGAAUGAUGAUCAAAUUCAUUGGUUUUCAAUCAUCAAUUCUUUGAUGAUCGUUCUCUUCCUUUCUGGGAUGGUUGCGAUGAUAAUGAUGCGGACCUUGUAUAAAGAUAUUGCGAACUAUAACCAACUGGAAACCCAAGAUGAAGCUCAAGAAGAAACAGGAUGGAAACUUCUUCAUGGAGAUGUAUUCAGGGCACCCAUAAACUAUGGUUUGCUGUGUGUUUAUGUGGGCACUGGAGUUCAGAUCUUUGCAAUGACGCUGGUUACGAUGAUAUUUGCAUUACUCGGGUUCCUCUCACCAUCCAACCGCGGGGGGCUUAUGACAGCCAUGGUUCUGCUAUGGGUUUUUAUGGGAUUGCUCGGUGGAUAUUCUUCGGCUCGGCUGUACAAAAUGUUUAAGGGCACGGAAUGGAAGAGGAAUACCUUAAAAACUGCCUUUAUGUUCCCAGGUAUCCUGUUUACCAUCUUCUUUGUGCUGAAUGCUCUGAUAUGGGGAGAAAAAUCAUCCGGAGCUGUACCCUUUGGCACAAUGUUUGCUCUUGUGUGCUUGUGGUUUGGAAUAUCGGUGCCCUUGGUAUUCGUUGGUAGUUAUUUGGGUUUCAAAAAGCCUGCCAUUGAAGAUCCUGUGAAGACCAAUAAAAUCCCGAGGCAGAUACCUGAACAGGCUUGGUACAUGCAACCGACAUUUUCUGUGCUCAUUGGAGGCAUUCUACCAUUUGGUGCUGUUUUCAUCGAAUUGUUCUUCAUCCUUACAUCAAUCUGGCUGAACCAGUUCUAUUACAUUUUCGGCUUCCUCUUCAUCGUCUUUGUGAUCUUGAUAAUCACAUGUGCAGAGAUAACGAUCGUUCUCUGCUAUUUCCAGUUGUGCAGCGAAGACUAUAACUGGUGGUGGAGAGCCUACCUGACUGCUGGAUCCUCUGCGCUCUACCUUUUUCUGUACUCCAUUUUCUACUUCUUCACCAAGCUGGAAAUCACGAAAUUCGUAUCCGGGAUUUUGUACUUUGGCUACAUGAUGAUUGCGUCGUAUGCUUUCUUCGUGCUGACUGGGACCAUCGGCUUCUAUGCUUGCUUCUGGUUCGUCCGAAAGAUCUAUUCGUCCGUUAAGAUCGACUGAAUUUUGUAUAAUGGAGUUACAAUCAAAAGGGACACCUCUUUCCUUGUCUGUCUCUCUCUCCAGAUAAUUGCAAUCAUCAGGUACCUCUCUCUCUCUCUCUCUCUCUAAGCUUUUAAAUCUGUAAAAAUUAGAAAUGAUUCUGAUAGAUGGCAGAGAUUGUACAAUUGGAACUAUUUUAGUGAUCUUUCUAUGGCUUCAAAAUGCUUGCAUACAUACAUACUCAAUAUUUUGUUUUGUUUUGUUUGUUUUUAAUUAAUGAGCAUUCAUCUUUAUGCAACAUGUUUAUUCAA
Messenger RNA from Andrographis paniculata, 2333 nucleotides. Its product is annotated as transmembrane 9 superfamily member 7. Gene Ontology annotation, cellular component: membrane. Gene Ontology annotation, biological process: protein localization to membrane. The coding region runs from base 139 to 2043 and encodes 634 amino acids. NCBI's taxonomy places the organism in Eukaryota, Viridiplantae, Streptophyta, Magnoliopsida, Lamiales, Acanthaceae. The transcript has 7 exons. The record is from RefSeq and is a predicted model, not a curated record.